CGACCAGCUGUUUCUUCUCCAUUUCCGAUGCGAGCAGAGUAUCUCCGCCAGCCUCUGCGUGCAGAAUCGUUGCAAGAUGCGCUUCAGACGCUGCGCAAUUAUGACAUGACUGUCGUCAUGGAUGAUUCUUCAUCUAUGACUGGUUCGCUGUGGAAUGAGGUGGAACAGGCUCUCGCCAUGCUCAUCAAUGUAGCGAGCCAAUAUGAUGCCAGUGCCGCUGGCAUAGACAUACAUUUCUUGAACUCCAACACAACCAUGACGGGAGUUACAGACUCCAGAGUUGUCCACGAGCAGUUCACCAAAUUCCAGCCCUGUGGCCCAACCACUGUUGGGAAUUGCCUCAGUAUGAUCCUCGGCGAUUAUGUCCAUGAACUGUAUGCUGCUAAGGGACGGGAGGAUUCAUGCAAGAACAUCAAGCCCUUGAAUGUGCUCAUCAUUACUGAUGGUGUAUCAUCGGAUGAUGUAGAGAGUGUGAUCGUCUAUUUUGCCAGGUUGCUUGAGGUCGACAAGUGGCCACUUGGACAGGUCAGGAUACAGUUCGUUCAGAUAGGAAAUUCGAGGCAUGCAGCACAGUUCCUUAGAAAGCACCGUCAGGACAUCGUCGACACAACGCCCUAUAUCGGCCAACUGCAUGCUGACAUGCUGAUCAAGGUCCUUGUCGGUGGCAUUAAUCGCCGCAUGGACACGAAGGGUGGUGGUGCGGUUGUGUUUUAAGCUGCGAGAUACUGGAUAAAACACUUGUAUCAUGUCUGGAGCUAAGGAUUUGUUGCCAGCUCAGUAAUCAACAAAUCUUCCUGUAGUAAAUAUACCUGUGCAUGUACGUAUCCUUAGUG
Suillus paluster is the source of this 833-nucleotide messenger RNA. RefSeq lists its product as uncharacterized. Lineage: Eukaryota; Fungi; Basidiomycota; Agaricomycetes; Boletales; Suillaceae. The record is from RefSeq and is a predicted model, not a curated record. The transcript is spliced from 5 exons. The coding region runs from base 28 to 714 and encodes 228 amino acids.